Messenger RNA from Knipowitschia caucasica, 1572 nucleotides. The record is from the annotation of a GenBank genome assembly. Lineage: Eukaryota; Metazoa; Chordata; Actinopteri; Gobiiformes; Gobiidae.
AUGGCCAAAGGAGAAGGAGGCGAACAAUACUCCAACGCGAGUCUGUUGAAUAAACCGAGCUCAGACGGCAUUCAGCUGGCAAGGAAGCGAGACCGGAAUAAAUUGUCUAUCUGCAACAAGUUGUGCUAUGCAGUUGGAGGUGCCCCCUACCAGAUCACAGGAUGUGCCCUUGGCUUCUUUCUGCAGAUCUACCUCUUGGACGUGGCUCAGCUGGAUCCCUUCUAUGCAUCGAUCAUUCUAUUUGUGGGACGAGCUUGGGAUGCAGUAACUGACCCCACGGUGGGCUUUCUGGUCUCUAGAACCCCAUGGACCCGUUUUGGACGCAUGUUGCCAUGGAUCCUGUUCUCUACACCUCUCGCCGUCGUGGCCUAUUUCCUCAUCUGGUACGUGCCGCCUUUUGAGAACGGCAAAGUCAUCUGGUACCUCCUCUUCUACUGCCUCUUCCAGACCCUCCAAACAUGUUUCCACGUGCCAUAUUCCGCUCUCACAAUGUUCAUCAGCUCGGAACAAAAGGAAAGAGACUCUGCUACUGCAUACAGAAUGACUGUGGAGCUUUUGGGCACUGUGCUCGGAACAGCAAUCCAGGGUCAAAUAGUGGGAAUGGCCAACGCACCCUGCCUCCCAGGACCCAAUGAGAUGUCAGAAAUCGGCAACGGCUCUCUGGCAACCAACACCUCGGACUCUGCCAUCUCUAUCGAGCAUACGAAAAUUGCAUACAUGAUUUCCUCCGGAGUCAUCUGCAUAAUCUACGUCCUCUGUGCUGUGGUUCUCUUCUUCGGUGUACGAGAGCAGAAAGAAUCAUGUCGGCCAAAGUCGGAGCCAAUGUCGUUUUUUCAAGGAAUCCGUCUGGUGAUGGGCCAUGGACCCUAUGCCAAGCUUGUCAUGGUUUUCCUCUUUACCUCACUAGGGUUUAUGCUCCUGGAAGGAAACUUUGCCCUUUUCUGCAGCUCCACACUGGGUUUCAGAAACGACUUCCAGAACAUCCUGCUUGUCAUUAUGCUCUCUGCAACUUUGACCAUCCCUUUCUGGCAGUGGUUUCUCGGUCGCUUUGGGAAAAAGACUGCAGUGUACUUUGGAAGCCUGUCUGUGGUUCCCUUCCUGGUCCUGGUGGCACUCGUGAAGAGCAACCUGAUCAUUACCUAUAUCGUGUCGUUUGCUGCUGGAGUGUCUGUAUCUGCAGCCUUCCUCUUGCCAUGGUCUAUGCUUCCUGACGUUGUGGACGAUUUCCAAGUGCACAAUCCCGACUCCACUGGGCACGAGGCUCUCUUCUACUCAUUCUACGUCUUCUUUACAAAGUUCGCAUCUGGGAUCUCACUGGGCAUCUCCACUCUCAGUUUAGAUUUUGCUGGCUAUGUGACAAGAGGCUGCUCCCAACCUGCUGCAGUGGAUUUGACACUGAAGCUCCUGGUCUCCGCUGCCCCUGUCAUUCUCAUUUUAAUCGGGCUUUGCAUAUUGUACACGUAUCCAAUCGAUGAAGAGAAGAGGCAAGGCAACCGCAAACUGUUGCAAGAGCAGAGGGACAAUGAGAGUGAUUCCGAAACAGACUCCACAGAACUGUCUAAUAUGGUGUAG